AUGGCUCUUUGUUUGGCUAAUUCAUUAGUGUCUCGUCGUGGUUUUGUACCUUAUGAUCAAUUAGUUCGUUACAAAUGGUGGUUUCAGCAUGGAUACAUGUCAUCCACUGGACGUUGUUUUGACAUUGGGGCGGCCACUGCUCAGUCAUUGGAUGAAUUUAUUCAUCGCCAAAAAAGACUUGCCAAAAAAUAUGACAUUUCUCUUAAAAAUAUAGAUUAUAUUUCAGACCCUAAUCUUCUUGGACAAUUUCAAGUUUAUUGCAGUACAUCUGGUGUCGCUGGUAAUGGAGCUCUCAUGAGGCUUGCGCCUGUACCACUUUUUUUCUAUAAACAUCCAAAAGAAGCUAUAGAAUUCUCUGGUUACAGUGGACAGAUUACACAUGGUGAUAUAAAAGCUUACGAUGCAUGCCGAUACUAUGGAGCUCUGAUCUGCGCCACACUUAAUGGCUAUACGAAAGACAAAUUGCUUGAUAAAGAUUUUUACAAAGAACACAAAGAAUGGUUCGGUGACAAGCAACUUUGUGAAGAAAUUAAAAAAAUUGCCGAAGGAUCUUAUAAGAAAAAUGGUGGAUAUCAAGAUGGCAUUCGUGGCAAGGGUUAUAUAGUCAAUGCUCUUGAAGCUGCGCUGUGGGCAUUUUGGUCUGAUAAGGACUCUUUUGAGAAUGGUGUACUUGCUGCUGUCAAUCUCGGUGAUGAUACUGAUACAACAGCUGCCAUUUAUGGUCAAUUAGCUGGUGCAUACUAUGGAUACAGAAAACUUCCAAAAAAAUGGGUAGAACAUGUGUAUGCUAAGAAAUUCAUAUUAAACUUGAGUAAAUGGAUAGCAUACGAAGGAAAAAACUGGAAACAAACGGACGUAAUUCUUCCAUCUCAUUCACCUUCACUUGAUAAACCUGUCUCGAACGAUAGUGAAACACUAUACGCUCAACCUGACCCUGAAUUGGACUCAAUGUUGUUAUCCCAACAAAGUAGAAAAUGUCGGAAUGGUUCGCAUGGUAAUCAAAACUUGCCUGAUCCCGGAAACGUCACUACAUCGGAAACAUUUAACCAAGCGUCAAAGCCGAACAGUGAUGCAAGUUAA
Molecule: messenger RNA, 1080 nt
Organism: Rotaria sp. Silwood1
Lineage: Eukaryota; Metazoa; Rotifera; Eurotatoria; Philodinida; Philodinidae
Source: the annotation of a GenBank genome assembly